Lobosporangium transversale is the source of this 3640-nucleotide messenger RNA. RefSeq lists its product as hypothetical. The coding region runs from base 169 to 3510 and encodes 1113 amino acids. NCBI's taxonomy places the organism in Eukaryota, Fungi, Mortierellomycota, Mortierellomycetes, Mortierellales, Mortierellaceae. Gene Ontology annotation, molecular function: protein binding. The transcript is spliced from 3 exons. The record is from RefSeq and is a predicted model, not a curated record.
ACCAUUAUAGUCUCAAUCGUUCAUUCAUCCUUGUCCCCUGUCCUUGUCUUCAUUCCAAAAUAUCCACGCUCAUUACCAGGCGGUCUCAAGGAAAGGUAGAGAGCGGACCAACUUUUCCAUAGCACAACUCGAUCUGAACAAGUGUUGGACAAUUCAUAAUAUUCUCCCAUGCAAUCGGUGGUGAGGUCAGUCAAACCGGGAUCAUCCCUGAGUAGAGCCAUCCACAGGCAAAACAAUGCCAGUGUACUACUACAGCCCACAAGGAUGAAUACAGCCUUCCAACAACGCUUUACAAUAACGACAGGCUCAGCAGUAUGUUCUAAUACAAGUGUUCCUACAUGUUCAAACUCAGGAUCAACAACAUCGUCUUUAGGCACUGGUCGGGCACAUUGGGCUCAUCGAUCCUAUAGCACACAACAAACUUUUGAGGGGGCUUCAGGAUCAUCAUCAUCUGUCACUGUUCAGGAACUUGAGCAACUCUUAGCCAUAGGCGAUUUUGCAGGAUUUCAACAAGCAUGCGUUGCAGUAACCGCUACUAUUGGUAGCAAUAAAACCGCGGCCACUAAAGAGCUUUUUCACUUUCUCUUAAAAACACUUGCAGAGCAACCCAAGGCGUUUGCUCCGCUUGCUUCAACAGCAUCGAUUCCUACUAAACAAGAUGAUACUUUUGAUCCGCUCAACAGCGCUAUUGGAAUCCUAACAGACAUGGGCCGUGAAGCCAAUAUGGGGAGGGCUGCUUUACAGCCUGAUAGAUCAACCAUAUUGCUGUUACUCAAAGUCGCAACUACAUCUCAAGAAUAUACUAGUCUUUCCGCUGCUCGAGCGCAUUGGCAGUCUGUGUAUGCACUUGUAGAUGUAAUUAGACAUGGUCGCUUGCCCGCAGUUAUGUCAUUAGAACAAUGGGAAUUGCCCGAUUUGAACAACGUUGAAUUGGACCAAGCUUUAUGGAAGGCCAUGUUUGAAUGUAUACAGUCAGCUUCUUCCGCAGUCAUUAGAGAGAAUAAUACAUCCCGGCCUGUACAAUUCCUAAACGAGUUAAACACAAUGAAGUUUUUGAUGGCGGACCAACUAAUUCGACUUGACAAUGUGGUGAUGGAUGACGGAUUAUGGGGUUUUGUUGUUCAGGCACUUGGAGACUCAGAAUCACGAGAGCGACUUGAAAAUAUUUUACCAAAGCUGCAUGCUAUGGAUCCUACGAGCGCCGAACUUUACUCUAAUAUUGCAGAAGCUCUUGCCAAAUGUGGAUCUAUUGGACGUGCAACCGACAUCAUGCAUACGCUUUCGCACACACGCGAUACGUUGCCCUCUAUUGGGCCGUUUGUUGCACUGGCCCGUCACCAUGCUAAGACUGGAAACUAUGAGGCCAUUCGACAUGAUUUCAAGGUUUGGGUAGAUAAAGGACAAGCUUCGGACAUCAAUCAAAUCCGACUCAAAGAUAUCCAUCGGUCCAUGAUGUCCGCCUGUGCAAUUACCCUGGAUAGGAUAGUGAACAUGGUUUCGACGACGACCAGGCACCGACAGAUGAAUACACUGCCAAAAGAUGUACUUCCCGCUAUUACUACUCCGCCUCAGUUGAGCUGGCUACAAUUUAACGAAGUAAAGUAUAUAUGGCGCCAGAGUCAGGAGGCUAUGGAAGGCAUACCCAAGGACGAGUGGACUGUGGAAGACUAUGAUACAGCAGUCCGCAUCACUACUAGAUUGAAUUUGCUACAACCACAUGAAUGGGGACUACAUGAUUAUGCGAGGAAGUUGUUCAUUGAAAUGAAGAAGGACUAUAAAUUGAGACCCCUGAAAGCAACGUAUAUCACUAUGAUGGAAACAACAGCCAGAACGCGUGAGUAUGGUGUUUCCCGCGAGUCGGGAGACACUUUCCGGAGGGUUAUGAGGAUCUUUGAAGAGAUGACGUCUUGGGGAGGCUAUAGUGUUCAAUCGCCACAAGAUUUUGGGCCAUUAAUUGAAGCCUGUUUUGGAAUGACGUCUCAUUCGCCCUUUGUGGCGAGUCAAUGGAUUCACUCGAACCAGUUGUAUACACAUUUGGAGAAGCAGCUAAAGUUUGUAGAAGCUAAAAUGCGAGAUAUCCUGGAGUCAAAUGGAGUUAAUCAACGAAGCGGUGAUAACAAUAAUUUUAGAAGUGGUAAUGGUUUUGCUCGAUACCACGACUCGACAACGAUGGCGAACGUGUUGGCUGGUCUAGCGCGUGCGGAUAAGGUAGAUGAAGUCUUGAAGCGGUGGGAGGAGCUACCACUUCAAGGAAUUGAGCGAGAUACCAAAUUGUAUCAGACGAUCAUUGGAGCUUCACAGGGACAGGAUAAACUCGCACGCUAUGUUCUUCGGACUGUGCGUUAUCAAAUGCUGAAGGAGCAGCCAGUAGUAGAUCUGACACCUGAGGUUUUCACGGGCUUGCUAAAUUGUUGUAUCCGUGCACAGGAUCCCAUCUCAGCCCGUAGCCUGAUUUCACAAUGCUCGACUUCGGGUAAAAUCCAAAAGACUGCAGAAUGGUAUAUACCAAUGGUUCGGGCAUGCCUCAUGUUGGAGGGUAUGGAGGAGGAGGGAGGGUUCUUAUUGGAUGAGAUGAGGAAGCAUGAGAUGAAGAUGGGCGGCUUCUCAGGAUCAUUCUAUGAGUUUUUGAUGGACUAUUUCGUCAUGAAGCGACAGGAUUAUCAAGCAGGACGAGAAGUGUUUAAGGAUUUUGUGAGGAGCGAACAAAGUCGUAUCAAUGAAAUACUGACCGCGCACGACAGUGGCAUCAGCAAUGGUCGCCUCCAGGCCAUAGGAGAUGAAGAAGACAUGAACUUAUUGUCGACGACGUUAUCGGAUUGGUUGCUGACAAGGCAGGCCCAGAAACUGCAGAUGCCUGUUAAGCAUUUGGUUGAGCGAGUGGAGAUUUCACAACGAAGUGCCUCGAUGCUGAAUCUUUUGGUUCUGUCACAUAUUCGUGAACGGACUCAGCUUUUGGAGCAUGAGAAACGAUCUGGAUUUGUUUCUGGAGCCAAGGAUCGGCUGAAGGACGCUCAAUUGGUAAUGCAUUAUUUGGUGGAUGGAGGACGUCAGUACUCGAUUAGUGAAGAGAAGAAGCAUGUGGACUUGGAUGGAUCGACAAUACCCGGGGAUGGAUUCUUAGUAGAAGCAACACCGACACAGCGAGACUCGUCACAAUGGUCAGGAUCAUCAUCAGAAAUUUCCCUCGACUCGUCACUUUUGUUCCAUUCACCUACAGAGAGACUUGCUUAUGGUGAUCGCAACAGUCAUGGCGAUGAUGAGUCUAUGACACCUGGUCGUCUCGUGUUUGUUAAUAAGUAUGUGUUGGGCGAAUACAUUGACACAUGCAUUCGGGAGGGUUCGCCAGAGAUGCUUGCUGAGGCAGAUUGGGCGCUCAACACGGUGAUGCCUAGGGUAAUUGGGCGAGCUAGGAUGGUCAGGGAUGGACAGAGACUUCGACAGGCUCUUGAAAGUGCACAACAAAGGCAUGAACAGCAGCAACGAUUACAACAACUGGGUUUGCAACAGUAGCAACAUAUAAUUCAUGGAGAUGAUAAUCUAGGCACAGCUCCGAUACAUACGGUUCAACUUGGAAGUGAAAAGACAAAGUAGAGACGAAGCGCUAAGAGCGUACAGACAACAACUCAAAAAAUUAGACCCC